Miscanthus lutarioriparius is the source of this 249-nucleotide messenger RNA. NCBI's taxonomy places the organism in Eukaryota, Viridiplantae, Streptophyta, Magnoliopsida, Poales, Poaceae. The record is from the annotation of a GenBank genome assembly.
AUGCCCGGCAACAGCGCAUGCAGCGCUCCUCGCCGACGGAGGCUUUACCACUGUGGCCGCGCCAACCGCUGCCGCUGCCGCUACCUUGUCUCUCUCACUCUCGGCAUUCGCGACUCCUCUCUAAUGGCGGAGCGGAUGGAGAAGAUUAUUGCGGGGAGGGGAUUCGGAUUUGUCUUUUGUCUCUAUUGUGGCCUCCGCCUCUUUUUCUACGUCAAUAGGUGCGCGAUCAAGAUCAAGCUCAGCACAUAG